AUGGACGGUCUCAUGGUCACUGUUACCACCACAUUCUUGAACUGGCGCGCCCGGGCAACCAAGGCUGUACGCUGGGGCUCGAAUCGCAAACACAAGCACGAAUCGCCGAUCACGUCGCAGAGCUUGCGAUCUAAAGAAGAACCAGAUCCACCCACCCCGCAAAAACAGACGCGAACCAGCGAUACAUCCAGUUCUGCCAGCCAUAUCUACCAUGCCGAGGCACGGGAUCCCACUCAGCCAAAUCAAUCACAAUUCUUAUCAGGUCCGGAACCUGCUGGGACCGCCCAACCUAAGUUGGAGGAUAACAUACCAUCGGCGGAACCUUCCAAUGCUUUGAUAGGACUCAUUACAUCCACGGGAAGCGAGAUCCAGAAACCCGGGAAAUCCAAGGAGGACGAAAUUCUGGCCCUGAAUGCGCGGUUGAUUGAACAGCAAAAAGAUGUCUCGGCCAAGAGACUGCAGGUUCGGGAAUCGCGGACAGCCCUAAGGCACAAGCGCGACGAGGUCUCUGAACUCAGGUCUGAGUGGAUGGAACAACUUAAUACCUUCUUUGCACGUCUAGAUCACGUCGAUGAGGAGCUUCUACGAGGCUUCGAGCAACUACAGGGGGCUACGGAGGAGCACAUGCACAUGGAAAGUUCAUACCACCAGGAGGAAGACCAACUGGAAGAAGAAGAGUACAUGCUAACUCUAUCCAUGGAGAGCUUUGCCGCUCUUUCAGGUAGCGGAUCCUCCCCUAUCACCCCACGCCAUCCUAGACCUUUAACCCAGCGCGCGGGCCCUAACACACGUCGGGAGCUUCCACGUUGUAUCAUAAGCUAUCUGAAGCGAAUAGCAGACGAACGAAUGCUCCAGGAAAGUCUCUCAGAAUUGGAAUCAGAAUGGUUUAUCACUCUGGAGAGGCAGGACGAGAAAUACCAUCCCUUGGAAGCCGAGGACUCAGAAUUCCUUAGGACAUUCGAAAAGCAAAGAAGCGAUAUAUGGAGGGACCUGACUAAUGCCCAAAUGGACGUGAACUCACUUCGCUUAGUCUGCAUUGAUCAGGGGUAUACCAACUUUGAUUACGAAGAUCUCUCGUCCCUCAACUUAUUCCAGUAUGACGGAGAACGUAUUUUGGAACCAAAUAGAGACCCACUGAAGCUUGGCCUCGAGGAAGAAUUUCUCUACAUCUCUGGAAAUGAGGCUCCAGAUCAAGACUUUGACAUGGCCCUGGACCUGCAUUUGGAGACAUCAGAGGUACCCCCCUCUGAGCACAUCCGCUUCAUUCCGAACCCGGACCACAACAGACCGCAUAAAUCUGCGGAGUUCGUCAAUAAAUGGAUGCUUCAUAAGCUCAGAAUAUCGUCAAUGGGCAUAUGGCACCUUCAACACCUGCCCAUCUGGGGUCCAUUGCGCAAGAAGGGCUGGGAAGACCAUGAUAUCAGCCGGUAUGUUCUCGAUCGAUGGUACUUUGACGACGCGGCGCUGGCGCCGCUGUCAAGUACUUCCUACUAUGGCGGUGGUGAGACUAUGAUAGCCCCCACUACUAAACGCAAACAUCGUGUGAAAAGCCGAUCUCUACCACCUCCUUCUCGCUCACCUCGCAAAGUUCCGUUGCAGCGGUACCGGACUUUCCCUUCAGCGCUCAAAGGGGCGUCGAUAUCUGUCUCUACUUGA
This is a messenger RNA of Aspergillus calidoustus, 1656 nucleotides long. The record is from the annotation of a GenBank genome assembly. Lineage: Eukaryota; Fungi; Ascomycota; Eurotiomycetes; Eurotiales; Aspergillaceae.